AUGAGCCUGAUAGCACAGCAAGAGAUCACGGUUCGAUCUGCUAGACCGCAAGAUGAAAAAGGAGUCAUUUCCUUAUGGCAUGAUUGCAAUCUAACAACAUCUUACAACGAUCCAAGCAAGGAUUUUCAAUUUGCACUGAACAAAUCAAAUUCCGAUAUUCUAGUGGCGCUUCAACGUGACACUAUAUGCGGAACGGUUAUGUGCGGUCAUGAUGGUCAUCGAGGAUGGUUGUAUUACGUUGCUUCAUCUCCCUCUUUACGUGGAAGUGGGAUUGGUAAAAUGAUGGUAAAUGCAGGUGAAGAAUGGUUACGUAAAUGCGGAAUUGCAAAAGUACAAUUGAUGAUCCGUCAAUCAAACGAAGAGGUGAUGAACUUUUAUCAACAUAUAGGAUAUGAGCAUACACCUAGAAUCAUAAUGGCAAAAUGGCUCUGA
Meira miltonrushii is the source of this 432-nucleotide messenger RNA. RefSeq names its product N-acetyltransferase GCN5. The record is from RefSeq and is a predicted model, not a curated record. NCBI's taxonomy places the organism in Eukaryota, Fungi, Basidiomycota, Exobasidiomycetes, Exobasidiales, Brachybasidiaceae. The transcript has a single exon. Gene Ontology annotation, molecular function: acyltransferase activity, transferring groups other than amino-acyl groups. Bases 1 to 432 code for a protein of 143 amino acids.